UUGUUUACCGCUGACCAGAAACUCAAAGGUGAUUUGCCAAUCUACACAAGGCAAAAUCCAGCAGGAACAAGGAGGGGCCUCGAGGUACCUGAAGAACGUGAUUACUAUCCAUACUGGGGCCCCACCCCGUGGAACGACAUUGCUGUCCUAGUCAGUGAUAAAAAGACUCUGGAAUUAAUGGAGAAACACUUUAACAACUCUCAUUACGGCUACAAACGUGAGUAUGUGCCAAAUCGUUAAUCCAAAGUGUUAAUCCUACACAAAAGAAACUUGCUAAGUUUUGACUACUACAAAUUUAGCACAAGUGAUAGCACAAGUUGAAUCGUUGGUUUAAUUCUUUGCCAACGCCAGUCUGAAAGUUCUUUACAUGGUUCCUGGUUUAAUCGAACUGGUCUUUUUGCUGUGAAUAGAAAUCAGUGUUUAAAAUGACUUACACACUAUACAGGCUUUCUGUAGGUUAGAAAGUAGUGAUCAUCGUAUAAGGAAAGCUUCGACUUUGCCGACCCCAACCCCGACCUGUGAGGAAAUUUAAACAUCUCAAAAGUGGAAGUGAUGUUGUCUGCGAUAGAAUGCGCCAUCUUGUCGACUUCAAAGAUGCCGGUCUUGAAUAGAGUACUGUUGACCCAGCUCUUCUGUUCAGUCUAAACAGUUCAAUGCAAGUAACGCUUUCUGCACGAACUUUCACGGAGUUGCCAUCCCUAAUAGUUGUUAAGUGCGGAUCACUGUGAACCGCUUUGUGCUCGAACGGAAGCGAUAUCAGGAGGUCUUCUUUUCUCUUUUUCUUCUUUCAAACAAUGUCCCGGACUUGAAAAACUAUCUCUGCCACUUAAUGAUGAUUCCCUUCCUAAAAUCACACGCAUGAAAUCUUUAAGUUCUUCUAAAGCGUUAUGUGGUUCACUGACAGAGCAAGAAGGCUCAAUUUUGAGGUGGUUAAUUUUCGUUCGUAAAUAACCGAAUAUUGCUUAAUCUUUUUGCAGACAUGUGUAUUAUGCCAUCCACGCUGGCUGGAAAUUUACACUGUCCUCGAGAACAUACCAACCAUAUUGCACAACAGUGCGUUGCUAAAUACAUCACUGCUAACACCUGUAAAGCUGCAGGUGGUAGAUGGACAAAAUUCAUCACAAACAUUGUGGAGAGAACCUCUGGAAUUUUGAACACUUGUCACGCUAUGGGGGAUAUGAAGUUCAAAAGAGGCAUUCCUUAUCAGCCUCACAAAGUGUCCCAAGGAGCUGAUGAACCGGUGCAGUAUGUUCUCGUUCAGAAACCACCCGACGUAAUCUACGCUCCGUCCACCGUCGUAAACCAUAACGGAAUAAAUAUGGAGGGCAAGUUUUCUUCUUAUAAGUGGAAAGUACCCUGCUUUCCUACCAACACAACACAGCGCUGCGUGCUACGUAUAAGGUAGGAAGUGUACGGCCACAGACCUUAUUCGCAUCAUGUAAGGAAAUCUGGAUUCCGGGGAGUUCUGGGAAAUUUUUGCUUGUGGAAUCCGGAAUCCUGGUCUUUGGAAUAUGGAAUACAGCUCAAGGAAUCCAGAAUCCCACUAACGACUGGAAUUCAGAGUCCAAGUCCCAUUGACAAGGACUGAAAUUCAGUACCUGGAAUCCGGAAUAUGGAAUCCACAAUCUGUCUUGGAUUCCACAUGAGGUGACCUUAUUCGAAAAUCCAAAACCAAGACCAAGUUUUGUGAGCCCGCGAGACUGAGCACCCCACCCAAACCCUUGUUUUCACUAAAACCGCUGGACGCCAUAACCUGGUUAAGGUCAUUGUUAUCUGAGGUCUUCCACCUUAUUCACGAGACCCGCCAUCUUUAUAAGCUCUUAAGGACUGAUGGGAUAAAAAUAUGGCUGUCAAAACUCGGUUUCCAUGGCAACGUCAAUGUUGACGACGACUUAAAAAUGUUCCCAGAUAGGACAAACUACUAAGUUUGGUGGUCAUAGCUUAAAACCUUUUGAACUUGUUUAAACUUUUUCGCGAGGGGGGCUCCAAAAGCUCCCCCCUGUCUGAAUAGGGUUAAGAGAUAUCAUCACCAACCAAAACCCACAGACGAAAAUACACGACGCCGAGCGUUUUAAAAUUGUUAUGAUAAUCAAAAGGCUGGAAAUCAAGUCCUGGUAUGUUUAGUCCUAGAACGGACUGUUGUUGACAGUGACUGACGUUUCGAAAACCUAUUCGGUACUCAUUUUGAGAGUCAAAGUGAGUUGUAUCAAAUCAGUUGAUGGUAUUUCACUCUGGUUAUUGACCUGGUUGCUCAAUAAAUUCGCGAUGUUGUUGGUCUUCUGUUAGUAAUAAGCCGUGUUACACUAAUAACGGUCAUUUUAAUAUUAGUCAAAUUGAAGGUUGUUUACGAUAGAAUGAUAAUUUCAUGACCAUCCAGUGUCUAUAUACCAGUGCAUUUGCCCAAAUGAUGGAGUUACGCUUUGUUGUAGGUAUAACAUCACCAGUGAUGACGUCCCACGUGAAUUUAAUGUCAAAGACAACGGAAAGUAAGUGAAACUAAUAGAGUUCCUUUCCUUGUCCUAGUGCGACUCUUACACCCCAGCAUGGCUAGCCUGCGAAAACAUCCCUUUCUCCUCGCUCUUCGCUGCUUGGGACGUUUCGCGCGGAGGAACGCGCGAAACGUCCCCAGCGGCGAAGAGCGAGGAGAAACGGAUGGUUUCGCAGGCUACAGCAUGGCACUUCUGUACUUUUGACCACCUGUCUGAAAGGCCUAUUGUGCUUUUAAGGAAAACGGCAUGCACAUCGUUAGACUGAAUCCUUCGAUAACACUCCUGCCAAGGGGUUUCAAGCUAUUUCACUUUUGUUCCCUCUAAGGUUACGUUUUAUGUACAUCCAAGAAUAUUCGAAAAAUUUCAAACAUAUCAAAAUUCAAUGGUAGCAAUGAUUACUAAUUGUACGGGUUGUUUACAGGUGAAUUUCUACUAACACCUCUACGCAAGGGUCGCUUUCUUGUCUCUGUGGACAGCUCAAACAAUCAAAUGCUCGUAGUUCCCAAUUUGAUGUGUAAACCACUGAAGACGGCCUUUCCUCACUAUAUAAGUGAAAGCAAUUUAUCCGGCGGAAACUUUCCACAGACGGUCCUUAUUAACAGUAAUUUCUGACACUCUGUAGGGUUGGUUUCCUUUGUUUGCCUUGUUCAAGUGCGUUUUUUUCUUUGUUUCUUUUCUUUCUUUUUUUUUGAUCGACGUGACAAACCACGGCCCCGUGAAAGAGCCUCGGUUGUCAUUAGGUUGAUUUAGCCACAGAACGGGAACCCCAGAUGACGACGGUGAGUGCAAAUCAAACUGGCCUCGGUUGAUCAAAGGCUGGAUAGUGCUAUCCACCGGAUAAAUCUCUAUCCACUGGAUAGUGAUUCAUCCGGUGGAUAGCACUAUCUAUCGUUUGAACAACCGGGCCGUGGCGACAACUGGCUUGACCGAUAGCAGAGCGGCAAAUUGGUCACCGGAAGUCGCGUUUAGUCCUUUUCGCGUGCUUUCCCAUCGUCAACUGACGUUCUUGUUCUGUUGCUAAAUCAGCCUGUUUAUUUCUAUAGUCGUGGAAACUGUUACAUGACCACCAGAAAACUGAUCUCUCCUUCCCGUCUCCCUGUAUCGUGAUAGCCAAAUAACCUCUGGAACACAUAUUUUUACGAAGAUCUAUCUUAAAGUGAUCGUCUUUGCUCUCACAGAGUUAAGAACAACCCGAAAACUAAAGCAACUGACGGGCAAACGGAUCUUCAGCUCGCCCUGAACACAGCUCAGGUUGGACGAACAUUCCAGGACAGAAGUCACGUGUUCUUACUGAAGCCACGGAAUCUUCUUCCCGAAAAGUACCAGCAAUCAAACAUUAGAUACAUCUUUGGAAUGGGAAAGAGGGGGAACAUUGUCCAGGCGUAUCCCGCCAUGGAAUAUCGUUUCUUCCCAGAACGCGUUUCUGUUACAACUGAUGAUCUAGUUUGUUUCGUUUGGUCCGGUAAGAACUACUCCCAGCUAGCGGGACUAAUAGGCCACUUUAGAUUUCCAAAAUCCCUCACUUUCAAAAUAAGGUCAAGUUUUAUUUGCAUGAGAAUGGAAAAUCAUUUCCAUAUCAAAGGCUGAGCACUUAACCUUGUUUUGAUACAGAGGCCUGGGAGAACUCGGAAAUGGCCUAUUAAGUUAGUCCCCCACGUAGCCGUUACUGUCUCGUCACAAAACGCGCGUUACGUGACAAGACCUGCGUGACUAACUUAGGCUGUAUUCACACAAUACCGGUGCCAACACGAAAAGUGUGAAAAGCGCUAGAAACGGCCCGGGACUGUAGCAAGUCGUUCACACAAAUCGAAUAUCGUGCCGGCGCGGUUGGUCGAGGGGGUUUGGUGAACUAAAUCCCAGUCCUCACUCCUGAGUUUUUACUUCCGUUUCAGUAGUUUCCAUUUGAUACUUGCCUCUACUUAUUCACUUCCGCUACGGUCCGAAUACCUGUUCACACCCAGUGCACCAAAGUAAUGGUACAGAACCUAUCCGAUAUGUAACGCUCUAUGUUCGAGAUCGGCGCCGCUCAGCUCAGUCACAGAAACCUCGCCGAAGUCACCGUUCCGUUGUGUUUGAACAGAAACCCUUUCCAGUAUCAUUUUCGUGGCGUCGCAAAAGCUAUCCGGUAUAGCGUGAAUGUAGACUUAAAAAUCAUUGCUUAUCACUUUUGUUAAAAGCACGCUACAGUAAACACUUUUAAAACUCUUUACUACAGUGUUGUCGCAGCAUUUAACACUUGAAAAGGGUCUAAAAUUGCUUAUUAUCUCCCUCCUAAUUCUUUUAUUCUCCAGGUUGGAACAAUAACCCGAACAAUGCUGGGGAAGGAAGAGCACGUAAGAAGUUUCUUUUUUUUUAUUUUGUUGUUUGGGAGAGAAAGAGAAAGGUACACGGUUGAUACGCUCAUAUAAAAGCAACCCCGCCUCAUUUUUUAAGCCUGCUCAGUGACUACAUUAGUUGAAAAAAAAAAACCGGUUAAUGUUCUUUCUUUACAAUAACUUUUUUCUUGAUUAAAACGCGGUGGUGAAUUAAAAACCUGCUGAAUAAAUGAGAAAGAUGUUUUCAAUUUACUGCCUCCAUCAAAUAGAAGAGUUUGACGAACAUUCCAGGACAUGAAAAUCAAUUACUGAAAAAUCAUCUUUCUCAUUUUACUUUACUUCAAUAUAAAUUCGUUCAGAGCUCACACACAUACAAAUGUUUCCAUGUGUGUUUCAGGCACGGAUCGCACCAACGUGUGUUGGGUGAAGGAAGGAUGUAGUUCUCUUCAACCCAAAGCUUGCUCCAGCCUGCCUCUUGAAGUCGUUGAUUAUGUGGAUGAAUUUGACGCCAAGAAGCUGAACCUUUACCUUAACACAGGGUGUUACACCGGUGAUCCUAAAAGACUGCAGGCUCAGCUUGAUAACGCGUCAGCCUCCUGUAAUCCACCGUGUUUCCGCAUCACAAAGCCUGGGGAGUACUGUUAUAUGAGCACGCGCAAUAACAACUUCUCCAACCGACGUCACAUGGGACAGAUUACAGUCACCGAACCUCCUUAG
Porites lobata is the source of this 5521-nucleotide messenger RNA. The record is from the annotation of a GenBank genome assembly. Lineage: Eukaryota; Metazoa; Cnidaria; Anthozoa; Scleractinia; Poritidae.